This is a messenger RNA of Chelonus insularis, 1714 nucleotides long. It is a transcript of the gene Bug22, whose product is annotated as cilia- and flagella-associated protein 20. NCBI's taxonomy places the organism in Eukaryota, Metazoa, Arthropoda, Insecta, Hymenoptera, Braconidae. The transcript has 4 exons. Bases 476 to 1057 code for a protein of 193 amino acids. The record is from RefSeq and is a predicted model, not a curated record. Gene Ontology annotation, cellular component: motile cilium; ciliary basal body. Gene Ontology annotation, biological process: cilium assembly; regulation of cilium beat frequency involved in ciliary motility; positive regulation of cell motility.
AUACGGCGAUUUGAAGUACUUCGGUGUUUUGUGUAAUGAGUAAACUUCGGUGUUUUGUUUAAUAAGUAAAUGCGUUAGAUUGGUAUAAAUGUUUUCAAUAAAUACAUAAUUAAUUUUAUAAAUAAGAAAUUAAUUUUAUUUAUUUAUAAUUUUUAUGAAUUCGAAGAUAUGUUACAUACAUGUUAUUGAAGAAUUUCUAUUGACUCCAAUAUUCACAUGGAAUCUGUUUACAUGACAACAGAGGAAACUACAGUACAUAGCGAAGAAAUUGAUCCAGCAACACUAAAACUAUCAAGUGGAAUAUCAACGAAUGUAAUAAACUAAUUUGAACGAAUUUAUUUUUAAUAAUUGCUCAUUUUACUUCGAUUUUAUAUGAAGUCAAUGAUUUAAUUCAAUUUCUAGAAUCAAAUAAAAGGAUUUAUUAAAAAGACUAGAAUAAUUGAAAAGACUAAUAGUUCGUGGAUAAUCAUUGACAAUGUUUAAAAACACAUUUCAAAGUGGAUUUUUAUCAAUAUUAUACUCCAUUGGAAGUAAACCACUCCAAAUUUGGGAUAAGAAAGUAAGGAAUGGACACAUAAAACGCAUUACUGACAAUGACAUUCAGAGUUUAGUUCUGGAAAUUCUUGGAAGUAAUGUAAGUACAACAUAUAUCACUUGUCCAGCCGAUCCUCGAAAGACUUUAGGAAUCAAACUGCCAUUUCUUGUUAUGAUCAUCAAAAAUCUUAAGAAAUAUUUCACUUUUGAAGUUCAAGUAAUAGAUGACAAGAACGUUCGCAGAAGAUUUAGAGCGAGUAAUUAUCAAUCAACAACUCGAGUAAAGCCAUUUAUUUGCACAAUGCCAAUGAGACUUGACGAUGGAUGGAAUCAAAUUCAAUUCAAUCUAGCAGACUUUACUCGACGAGCCUAUGGAACUAAUUACGUCGAAACCCUACGUGUUCAGAUACAUGCAAAUUGUCGAAUACGACGAGUUUAUUUCUCUGAUAGACUUUAUUCUGAAGACGAGUUACCAGCAGAGUUUAAGUUAUUUUUACCGAUUCAAAACAAAGCAAAAUGUUGAUAAGAGUGACUGUUUUUAUAAUUCAUAAACUAGAUGGUGUAACUAAUAAUAAUUAAUCAUUGAUGUUGUUAAUUUUUGAUUAAUUACUGAUCAAUCAUUAGUGUAAUCAAUGGAACAAUGAUACAUGUGUUAAAUAAUAUCGAUAAUUUGAUAUAAAGAAAAGUAAAAGAAUAAUAGUUAUGAAUUAAUCAAUUAAUAACAUUUCAUAAUUUUAUUUAAUUUCAUAUUUUCUUUUGUGUUUUUUUUUCAUUGUAAUUACUGGAAUUGAGUGUAAAAAUAUUGAUUGAGUUUGGCAAUUUUUAUCUGUGAAUGUUAAAGAUUUUUUCAAAUUAUACACAUCAGUUAAUGCUUGCUGAAUAUUUUGUAUAAUUUCAUCGCGCUCAUAGUGACGAUCUUGUAAAUAAAUUCUUCGAAAUCUGAAGUUUGGGUGUAAUGUUAUACGUUGAAGAAACUUAUAAUCAGUUCCAAAAAAAUCUUUGGAAAGAUUUUGUAAAUUGAGCUCAAGCAAAUUCCAAUCAUCUUCAAGAAUGAAAGGUAGAAAAACUGAGCUCGGAGUAACUUUUGGAAUCUUCUCGCGAGUUGAGUUGGUUAUUAGAACAAAUUUGCGACGAUAAUCUUGUUGAUCAAGAAACUAAAUAAAUAAUAUUUAAAAAAUUA